AUGCCCCUCUGGCAAAUAUACCAUCCCCCAGGGACCUUUACCACUUCAACGGAAAAGGAAGCCUUUUCCAAAGCCAUUACGGAAAACUACACAUCCGUCGGCCUCCCCGCCUUCUAUGUUGUUGUCCAAUUCCACGAACUGGACCCUGAAAACGUCUUCGUGGGCGGCGAUCAACGGUCCAAAACAGCCAAGCCCUUCGUCCGGAUAGUCGUCGCCCACAUCGCCAUCCGUCUGCCAGACGCCGACGAAUCAUACGCCCGGGUCACCGCCAGUAUCGACCGGGUGCUGAAGCCCCAUGUACUGGACAAAGGCGUGUUGACUAACGGCAAUUAA
Messenger RNA from Aspergillus oryzae RIB40, 333 nucleotides. Its product is annotated as tautomerase family protein. The transcript has 2 exons. The record is from RefSeq and is a predicted model, not a curated record. Lineage: Eukaryota; Fungi; Ascomycota; Eurotiomycetes; Eurotiales; Aspergillaceae. The coding region runs from base 1 to 333 and encodes 110 amino acids.